This is a messenger RNA of Onthophagus taurus, 1151 nucleotides long. The record is from RefSeq and is a predicted model, not a curated record. NCBI's taxonomy places the organism in Eukaryota, Metazoa, Arthropoda, Insecta, Coleoptera, Scarabaeidae.
UCUUGGUUCUACACCAUAAUAAAAACCUCAUAAAACAAUCUUUAUCGAUUUGUUGCGAAUCACUAUAUACUUAUUGGAUUUUCUAUUGAAAAUAGAAUUCCCAGAACGACGAAAUUAAAAACGUCUCGGCACCGUUCUAUAAAUAAAAUUUAAUCAACAUAGCACUUACAUAAAUUUUUACUUUAGAUUAUUAUGGAUUUAAGUUGAGGACAUUCUUAAUAAUUAUUAUAUUAUGUAAUUAUUGUAAAUUGAUAGUUAAUUGUUUUUUAGGCCAUGGUAGCGUGUUAUCCAGGUUCGGGAUCGCGUUAUGUAAAACACGUGGACAAUCCAAACAGAGAUGGAAGAUGUAUAACAGCGAUAUAUUAUUUAAAUUUAAAUUGGGACGUUAAAGAUUGUGGGGGUUUGUUACGAAUAUUCCCUGAAGGUUGGAGAGGAGACAAGGUAGCCGAUAUUGAACCAUUAUUCGACAGAUUAUUAUUUUUCUGGUCAGACAGAAGAAACCCACACGAAGUUCAACCAGCUUAUCAAACGCGAUACGCAAUUACGUUAUGGUAUUUUGAUUCAAUCGAGAGGGAGGCGGCGUGUCGGAGGGUCGAUGAUUAAGCAGCCAAUUUAGCAAAGAAAGCUCAGUGUAUAUAAUUUGUACAGUCCGUUUUUAAAAAGUUCGGAGUUGAGACGAACGAUGAGCAGACUACAAUAUCAACGUAACAAAAAUUAAUACAAUGUGAUACCUGUUUGAACGCGCCGCCGCUGUAUCUAUUGUUGUAUAUAAAAUAAUACGAAAUUUGUGUAAGUACGUACUUUGACCGAAUCGUUCUUUUUUGUACGUACGUUCGAUGCGUGUGAUAAGUCGUCGAGGAGUUACUAAUUGGACCCAAAAAAAAUUAUAAUAAACGUUUUCCCCAGUCUUUUUUAUAUAUUAAACUUUGUUUUUAUACCGGAUAUUCCUCGACAUCCCUUCGUAUCUAUUUCUUUACUAAACGCCUACAAGUGUUUUCUUAUGAAAGAAGUAAAGAAAAAUACGAGUAGGUGAAACGUUAACUAUAUUUUACUACUGUAUAAAGAUUGUAUAAGCAUAAUUUUGUGCAGAUAUAUUGAAUUGUUAAAUAUUGUAUGAUAUUAUAUUGACUAAUACAUUUCUUACAUAUUUU